GGUGGAGGAGGCAGCUUUCUUGCAGCACAGGUGGAGGAGGCUGCUUUCCAUGCAUCAGCCACAGUGUCACUAAAUAUUAUUGGUAUUAAGUGACGCAGCCUGCAGCAGUGUGAAAAAGUAAUUUUACAGGUGACUAAGCCUGCAUUCCCUGUAUCAUCAGCAGCGACACUAAGUAGCAGUAGUGCAGGCACAAGUGUAGCUGCCUGCUCUUGCUGCAUCAGAAGCAGAGCUCCUCAGUCAGUGCACUACAACCCCCAGCAUCCGCAAGGUGACCUAGCGAUCGCGUUUGUUUUCAUCGUAUCCAUGAUUGCUAAACCAAUUCUCCAAUUGCUAUAGACAAUUCGUCCUCAUCAUCAGCACAGUCACUCCCAUCCUCAGCGCUUUGCUCUCUGCUGCUCUCUCCUCCUCUCUCCAUCACCUGUUGGAAGAUCUGUGCUGUCUCAUACCCCCUGACAGUCUCUCUGGAGCCCCCUGAGACUGUCUAAAGGGGUCUUCACCCGGAGAAAUCUAUGAUUAGUUCGGUGUGUGUCUCAUCUUACCGUGGACGAAAGUCUGGGAACAAACCCCCAUCCAAAACAUGUCUGAAGGAGGACAUGGUAAAGGCGGAAAACUCUGGCAAGAUUACCAUCAAUGUGGGGGGCACGCGACACGAGACCUAUAGGAGCACCUUGAGGACGCUUCCUGGCACUCGCCUGGCAUGGUUGGUGGACCCUGACAUCUCCAGCCAGCUGGAUGCCGAAUCACAACAGAAUGGGUUCUUCUUUGAUCGGCACCCAGGUAUCUUCGCCUAUGUCCUCAACUACUACCGCACAGGGAAGCUGCACUGCCCGGGAGAUAUCUGUGGACCUCUCUUCGAGGAGGAGUUGGCAUUCUGGGGCAUUGAUGAGACAGAUGUGGAGCCUUGUUGCUGGAUGACAUAUAGACAGCACCGGGAAGCGGAGGAGGCGCUGGAUAUAUUUGAAAAUGUAGAAACAGAAGAUGGUGAGGAGGAGAAGGACUCUACCCCAGAGUUACUCUGCAUAGAGGAGAGGCCAGAUAGGUCCAGAGGUCGAUGGAAGAGAUGGCAGUCCAGGAUGUGGGCACUUUUUGAAGAUCCCUAUUCAUCUAGAGCUGCCAGGGUAGUGGCAUUUAUUUCCCUUUUCUUCAUCCUGCUAUCUAUUACCACUUUCUGCUUGGAGACUCAUGAGGCUUUUAUUGUAGACAUAAAUGUAACAGAACUGGUCAUUAAGGGAAAUGUGACAGAGAUCUCAGUGGUAAAGGAGGUGGAAACAGAACCAGUUUUGACAUACAUAGAAGGGGUUUGUGUUUUUUGGUUUACACUGGAAUUCAUUGUCCGAAUUAUCUGCUGCCCAGAUAAGUUGUUCUUUGUGAAGAAUCUACUAAACAUUAUAGACUUUGUGGCUAUUUUGCCAUUUUACCUAGAGCUGGGUCUCAGUGGCUUGUCAUCCAAAGCUGCAAGGGAUGUUCUGGGCUUCCUACGCGUAGUUCGCUUUGUCCGGAUUCUACGUAUAUUCAAACUGACAAGACAUUUUGUUGGGUUGCGAGUUCUAGGGCACACUCUACGUGCCAGUACAAAUGAGUUCCUGCUUCUAAUCAUGUUUUUAGCUUUAGGGGUUUUAAUUUUUGCCACCAUGAUCUAUUAUGCCGAACGAAUAGGGGCAAAGUCAUCAGACCCAACUGGAAGCAACCACACCCACUUCAAGAACAUUCCUAUAGGAUUCUGGUGGGCAGUGGUAACAAUGACCACACUUGGGUAUGGGGACAUGUAUCCACAGACCUGGUCUGGCAUGCUGGUGGGGGCUUUGUGUGCCAUAGCUGGUGUGCUCACUAUCGCAAUGCCCGUUCCAGUCAUUGUGAAUAAUUUUGGAAUGUAUUACUCUCUUGCUAUGGCCAAACAAAAGCUUCCAAAGAAGAAAAAGAAACAUAUCCCAAAGCCUAUUCAGCUGGACUCUCCAACUACUGCUAAAUCUGAGGACACGUCACAUCGCAACAGCACUCAAAGUGAAUCCUGCCCAUUGGCUGGAGAAGAUGCCACAGAAAAGAAGACAGGUAAGAUGAACAGACAUGUGCAAUGAUAUCGGGGAACUCAUUGUUUUUUCUACAGUGAUUUCUGUAGGCUUCGUUUUUGAUAAUUAUAGUACUUUUUUUUUUCUCACUGUGGUCGAUACCCAGUCUGAGGUAUAAAAUGUUACAAUGUUUAUGGUAUUACUUUACUAUUACUAACCAAAACAUGUAGUGUUACAAGAGGGCUGUUGAGAUAGUUACUUGAUAGUUACUGUAACAUUUAAGAGGGGAUUCCAAGACUACAAUAUUGAUGGCUAAUCUUUAGGAUAGGCCAUUAAAAUCAGUUUGGAGAUGGUCUUGUUCCUAGGUCCUGGACAAACAGCUGAAUCAGCUGUUGAGUUCUUAGUGUUUAACCUGGCACAGCUCCGCAAUUUGUGGCAGUGCCUGGUAUUGCAGCUCGGUCAUAGUGAAUAGGAUUGAGCCCAAAUACCAGGCAGAGACACAACUAAAAGUAUAUACCAAUGCAUGGUUAAAAAAAAAGAAGUGGCAAAUUGGCAGGAAUCUGGGAGCCAACCUCCACUGAUCUGAUAUUGAUGGCUUAUCUGAAGGCUAGACCAUCAUUAUUGUAGUUCUGGAACUACAAUGAAGCUUGUGUCCACCUUUGAGUCACCGCCAAUGCUAGAGUGCAUAGUUUUGCAAUUUUACUUGUUAUUGGAAACAAAUUCAUAACAGCUUAGCUGCUAUAUUGCAGUACAAUUAUUGUCUCCUACAUUAGAUUACUAUACAGUGCCUGGUGUAAAAAUGAUGCUUGUCAAGAUGCAUCAAAUCAUCAAAAGCAAUGCUGUUCAAUUUUAUUAAAUAGGGUGCAGAAGUGGACAUAUGCUUUGAUAUAUUUUGUUAGCACAUGGGUCCUUAGAAAGCAAAGGAGGAGUUUUGUCCAUGUAUUUCCACAACAUAUUAUUUAUCAAAACUGUCUAAUAAAAAAAACUGGCUUUGUUACAAAUAGCGACCAAUCAGAUAAAGGCUUUAUUAUUUGCCUGGCAUGAACAAAAAUAAAAGCUGUACUGCAAUUGAUUGCUAUGGGUAUCUGUUAGACAGAAUUGGUAAAAGAGACCUAGUUAUUAAGCGGAUUGUCUAGUUUUGAAAAGCAAUAUUACAAAUUCAAUGUGCUUAUUUAAACCGCUGAUUUUCCACAGCAGUUUUUUAAUGGUAGGUCAAUGGCAAAUCUGCAGUAUAAAAUUUUCAGCAGUAAAUCAGCACCAAAAUACACAUAUGAAAAUGUACCCUAUGGGUAUGUUCACACGUACAUGAUCCACUGUGGAAAUUCGGUUGCAGAAUUUCCACUGUAGAAUUUUAUCAAUGGCUUAUGCACAUGUGAACUUACUUACUUACUAAAUUUCCUCAGUGGAAAAGAUGAAAUCUUCUACUUCUCCACAAGGAAACCCA
Molecule: messenger RNA, 3450 nt
Organism: Hyla sarda
Lineage: Eukaryota; Metazoa; Chordata; Amphibia; Anura; Hylidae
Product: potassium voltage-gated channel subfamily C member 4-like
Exons: 2
Coding region: 510-2075 (521 amino acids)
Biological process (GO): potassium ion transmembrane transport; protein homooligomerization
Cellular component (GO): axon; voltage-gated potassium channel complex; neuronal cell body membrane
Molecular function (GO): protein binding; delayed rectifier potassium channel activity
Source: RefSeq, a predicted model, not a curated record